AUGCUUCUGAAGAAGAGCCUCAAGUCUGAAGACUACACAUCUCGGAUGACUCAUAACUACGAAGACUUGGCUACUCCGUAUAUAGAUGGAUGGACUCCCUGCAACGAUGAGAUGGAGAAGUUAAAACUUCAGCUUCAGCAUCUUCAACGCGAGAAUGAAAACCUGAAGAAGAAGACACUCUGUCUAUCCAGCUAUAAGGACAAUGAAGUGAAUUUCCACUACAUGACCAAUCUACCAAACUACAAUACUUUUGAAGUACUGGCUAUGUUUCUGCAUAGAAGAUGUGACGGGGGGCUUAACUACUGGAGACAUCAACAGUCAUGUAACAACACACGUCGUUCCAUUAAGAAGCCUGGAAAGGAACGCACACUAAACUUCCAAGAGGAACUAUUUCUUGUGCUCGUGCGACUUAAGCGAGGUAUGGAGUUAAGAGACAUGCAUUUGAGAACUGGAGUAAGUGUAUCUACUUUGUCAAGAAUCUUCACAACUUGGAUCGACUUCAUGAACAACGAGCUGACUGCCUAUUUUGAGAUGGUCGCAGUUGAUCUCAGUCAUGUGCAGACAAUGCCAUGUAUGGCCCCAUUUCCAGAAGUGACGAUAACGCUUGACUGCACAGAACUCUUCUCACAGCGCUCUAUGGACCUUCAGGUACGAAAAGAAACAUUUUCCAACUACAAACACCAUGACACUGUGAAAUUGCUAGUUGGAAUGGGCCCACGUCAAGCUGUGAAUUUUGUGUCAGCAGCGUUGGGAGGAAGAGCUACAGACAAACACAUAACACUCAACAGUGAGAAGCUCAUGUCCAACCUAGCUCCAGGUUCCAGCGCCAUGGCCGACCGCGGUUUCCUUGCGACUGAAGAACUCCGCUCACUUGGUGUUAAGAUGAUAAUGCCACAUUUCAAGGGCAGAGACAGGCCUCAGUUCUCUGCUACUGAAGCUUGGCGCUCAGCGCAAAUCAGCAGUGCACGUAUACACAUCGAACGUGUCAUCCAACGCAUCAAAACUUUCCACAUUCUUGAGAACUCCAUCCGAAUGGACCAAAAGGAUAUGAUUGAACAAACAUUUAGAGUUUGUUCAUACCUUGUUAAUCUGCAAAGACCUAUUUUAAACGAUUAA
Haliotis rubra (blacklip abalone) is the source of this 1116-nucleotide messenger RNA. RefSeq lists its product as uncharacterized. The transcript has a single exon. The record is from RefSeq and is a predicted model, not a curated record. The coding region runs from base 1 to 1116 and encodes 371 amino acids. Lineage: Eukaryota; Metazoa; Mollusca; Gastropoda; Lepetellida; Haliotidae.